AGUCGCGAACCGGGCGCCGAGUGGGGGCGACGCCGCGCGUGCCGAGCGCGGCCCGCCGGUGAGACUGUGAGUGCCGUGGCCUGUCUAACUGUGAGUUGAGUGUGAGAGUGAGUGCUGCCACGUGAGUGUGAGUUCUGCCAUGGAGGCGGCACCGGUCGCCGGUGUCAGAAUUCAGCGGCGAUGGUUCGGUGACCUUGUGAGGAACCGGCGGCGUGCGGAGAUGGGGCUGAGAUGGAGGGCGCCCGCGACUCUGCUGGUGCUACUGCUGGCGUCGGCCGUGGAUUCAGCAGACCUGCAGGCGCCGCGCUUCAUCACUCAGCCGUCUUCGGGGAGCUCCAUGGUCAACGAGGGCUACACCAAGAUCAUGCAGUGCCAGGCGUUUGGUGCUCCACAGCCCGAAUAUCGCUGGCUGAAAGACGGACAGUUCCUCGGCGACUUCACGGCGGAGAACUUCUACAGAAUCCCCGACAUGAGGCGGGCAGACGCCGGAGAGUACCAGUGUAUUGCAAGGAACAGUGUUGGCGCCAUCUUUUCCGAGAAGGCGCACGUCGAGGUUGCAUACAUGUCUCAGUUCAACGAUACAGAGCCUCGCACAAUCGCCGUGCAGAGCGGGCACGCUGCCGUGCUCGACCUGCCACCUAUCGACAGCCGACCGAAACCUUCAGUUCGGUGGCUCACCGCCAGGCAGCCGACGCUGUACGGUAUCAAAUAUGCGGUGACGUCUCGCGAACAGCUGGUGAUUCUGAGUGUUGAGCCGGAGGAUGAACAGGAAUACAGAGCGCGCGCCACCAACACGCAGGCCGGUACGGAGGAGACCAGCGGCCCUGUGGCGCUGCGUGUGGUGGCAGGCGGUGAGGACGACGUACCGCCUCAGAUUGUGGUACCACCGGCCGACCAGCGACCACUGCAGGGGGAGAUCGCCAAACUGAGCUGUGUGGCCAACGCCAGGCCCCUGUACAGCCUGGAGACCACGUGGUACAAGGACGGCACGCCUAUUGGCCAGGCCGGUGUGGCCUACUCGUUUGAUGACCUGUGGAACCGAACACUGUCCCUUCUGGCCGUGGGAGAGGACCAUACCGGGAUCUACUCGUGUCAGGCCAGGCUCCGGUCGGCGAACUUCCCUGAGGCUACUGCGGAGGCCAGCGUGACAGUGUUAGAGCCGCCUCACAUCGACGCGCGGUUACCACCGGAGACUCUGGGUGACCUGGGUCGAACGGUGACCCUGACCUGUGCCAGCCGCGGUCGGCCUGAGCCCCAGCUCACCUGGUAUAAGGACACAGUUGAUGUGGGAUCACUCAACACCGAGGGCAGAUACACGCUCACGGCCAACGGUAGCCUGGUGAUCCGCAAUCUGAAGAUAUCUGACACGGGAAUGUACCAGUGUACGGCCACCAACCCCGCGGGGGAGCACACGGCCUACACGUGGCUGAGGGUGAAAUCCUCUGCUCCUGUGAUGCUGCAGCCUCCAGAGAACGUCACCGUACUGGACGGACAGGACGCCACGCUCUCCUGUCGGGCCGAGGGGGCCCCGCCGCCCGACACGCAGUGGUUAUUCAAUGGUAAACUGCUGGAGGACACCGUGGGCAGUGGCCGUCUACAGGUCCUGGAGACAGGCGACCUGCUGGUGACCGGUGUACGGCCAGAGAACAGUGGACUCUAUACGUGCCAGAGAGCUAAUGAAGUCGGGCAGGUGUCCGCAUCGGCUGUGCUGAGCAUUAUGGUUCGGACUCAGAUCAUCCAGCCACCGGUCGACUCCCGGGUAAUUCUCGGUCACGUGGCCAGUCUCCAGUGCGGCACGUCGGUCUCCCCUGGAGUAGACGUCCAGGUCACGUGGUACCACAACGCCCGGCCACUGCGGGCGUCUUCUCGGAUUCGCCUUCUGGAGGAUGGAGGACUGGAGAUUCGCGAGGCGCGCGCAGCUGAUGUGGGGCGGUAUACGUGUGAGGUGGUGUCGUCGGGCGGUAACGCCUCCCGCUCUGCCGAACUGGUUGUGGUCGAACUACCUUACGCGCCUACCAACGUCCGGGCCCAGAAGGUGCCCUCACUACAGAAAUCGGUCAAAGUCAGCUGGACGUCCGGCUUUGACGGCAACUCGGCCAUCAGCAAGUUCAUCAUCCAGAGUCGACGAGUGCCUAUCAGUAGUAUGGUAACCGGCUCGGCGCCCGAACUGGGCGACACCUGGGCCACAGAGCUGGCCAACGUGUCUGCCGAGGUCCGAGAAGUAACCCUGACCGGUCUGACGGCCUCGGCGGCCUACCAGUUCAGAGUAUCGGCCGUGAACGCGGUGGGCGAGGGAGGCAGUAGCCGGCCCAGUAACAUAGUGCUGCUGCCCCAGGAAGCCCCAUCGGGCCCGCCGCAGGGCCUUGUUGGCUCAGCUCGAAGCAGCUCGGAAAUCAUGACCCAGUGGCAGACGCCUCGGGAUGAACACAGGAACGGACAGCUGCUCGGCUACAUCCUACGAUACAGGCUGCAUGGGUACACCAACGCGCCCUGGAGCAGCCGAAAUAUUAGUAACGAGGCGCAGCGCAAUUACCUGAUCGGAGACCUGAUCACGUGGAAGGACUAUGACAUCCAGGUGGCGGCGUACAACAACAAGGGCACCGGGGUCUUCAGCGAGUCCAUCACGGUUAAAACGAGAGAAGGAGUGCCCGAGGCGGCGCCAACAGCGGUGGAGGCGGAGCCCGUGUCGUCGACGUCAGUGCGUGUGAGCUGGAUACCGCCCGACCCUCAGCUCAUCAACGGCAUCAACCAGGGGUACAAGCUGCAGGCCUGGACCGAGGACCCGUCAACCACCGACACCGGUCCGGAGGUGACCGCCACAGUGGCGCCAUCUCCUCUGGACCCCCUGGCUCGUCAGUCGGCGCUGCUGGAGGGUCUCAGCCGCUACACGGCCUACAAUGUGACCGUGCUGUGUUUUACCUCACCCGGGGAUGGAGCGAGGAGUGGGCCCGUGGCGGUUACUACACUGCAAGAUGUACCGGGCCCGGUGGCCAGUAUGCAGUUCGAGUCAGUCACCGACCGCUCCGUCACCGUCCUGUGGACCCCGCCUGAGGAGCGGAACGGUAUACUGACCGGAUACACUCUGAGCUGGACGGUCGAGGGGCGGCCCGAGGAGACAGAUCAGAGGAAUGUGUCCGCGGAGAUUAACAGGCUGGAGGUCAACGAUCUGCAGCCGACGACCACCUACAGCCUGGAGCUGGUGGCCUGGACGGAGGUGGGGGCCGGUCCCGCGCGUCGUGCCACCCUCCGCUCAGGCGUGGAACCGGUGCUGCCGUCACCUCCUACCAAGCUGGGGGUGUCCAACAUCCAGGCGUUCAGCGUGGUGCUCCAGUUCACGCCUGGAUUUGAUGGGAACUCGAGCAUCACGAAGUGGGCAGUGCAGGCGCACACGGCCCGGAACCAGACCUGGGAGGAGGUGUUCACUGCGGUGGACCCGGCGGCCACCACCCUCACCGUCGACCAGCUGGUGCCCUUCAUGAAGUAUCGGCUCCGAAUUGUCGCCUAUAAUGUGGUCGGAGCGAGCGUGCCUUCAGAGCCGACACAGGAGUUCCAGACGAUUCAGGCGCCCCCGGCUCACGCGCCGUACAAUGUGACUGUGAGGGCUCUGUCAGCUACCAGUCUGCGCGUCGGAUGGAUUCCGCUGCAGCAGGUCGAAUGGUACGGCGUAGCGCGAGGGUACAACAUCUCCUUCAGAAUGUUGAGUGAAGGAGCUGGGCGGGCUCAGCUGGAUACCAUCUCGAUCGAAGACCACAACGCCAACUCGUUCGUAUUGGACCAGCUGGAGGAAUACAUGCGGUACGAGGUACUGAUGCAGAGCUACAACGACGUCGGGAGCAGCGCCUCCAGCCAGGCCGUCGUCGAGCGGACGCGCGAAGCCGCUCCCGGCGCCGGGCCUGAGAACGUGCAGGCGAACGCUACCUCCUCCACUACAGUGGUGGUGUCGUGGGGUGAGAUUUUACCGCUACAGAGGAACGGCAUCAUCCUCGGCUACGGGGUCUACUACGGCUACAAGGGGAACGACUUCAUGUACAAGGACAUUGACGGUAACCAGACGCGUCAGACGACGCUGACCCAGCUGCGGAAAUUCACACGCUACAGCGUUCAGGUGCUGGGCAGGACCCGCGAGGGAGAUGGAGCGCUCAGCCUGCCACCGGCUACCGUACAGACGCAUGAUGAUGUGCCCGGCGCUCCGUCCAACGUUAGUUUUCCGGACGUGAGCUACACAUUCGCUCGCGUGAUCUGGGACGAGCCGGCCGAGCCAAACGGACUCCUGCUGGGCUAUAAAGUCACCUACCAUCCAGCUGACUCUACCGAUAUCAACAUCACACAUGAAUUACCGCCCGAGAGCAGGACGUAUACUGCCGCCGGACUUCAGCCCGAACGUUCAUACCAGUUCUCCGUCUCUGCCCGUUCGAGGCUCGGCUGGGGCCUGGUGGCCAAGGCUCUGGUCUACACGACGAGUAACAGGGAGAGGCCCCAGGCUCCGUCGGCCCCGCAGGUCUCUCAGAGUCAGGUUCUGAGUGACCGGAUCACAUUCAGCUGGACACCGGGAAGAGAUGGAUUCGCGCCGCUGAGAUACUACACGGUCCAACUGGAGGAGGAAGGCACCAGCUGGCAGGCCCGGCCCGACCGCGUGGAUCCGGCGGUUACAUCCUACACAGUGCGAGACCUGAAACCGUUCACCACAUACAGGUUCCGGAUUCAGGCCACAAACGACAUGGGUCCAAGUGGCUGGAGUGAUCCAAGUGAAACGGUCAAAACGCACCCGGCAGCGCCCCGCGGUGCGGUGGGCGACGUGCGUGUGAUUCCCGUCACCACUACUUCUGUACGGGUCGAGUGGCGACCGCUACCUCCCGGUGCUUGGAGCGGAGACGCCGUUACAGGCGGGUACAGGGUGGAGUACCGACCCCGAGCUGACUUUCCGUCGCCGACUGCCGGCAGCAUGGAGAGGAUGGUCAAUGAUAUACAGGCCCGAGCGGUGGAGCUGGAAGAUCUGGUGAAGCACCGCACCUAUGAAGUGCAGGUGGUGCCGUACAACUCCCAGGGAGAUGGAACGCCCAGUCGACCAGUCCAGGUGGAGGUGGGCGUGGCUUUCCCCACUGGAGAACCACGUAACGUACAAGCUGAGGCCGUCUCAUCUACGGAGAUUCGUCUCAGCUGGCAGCCGCCGCCCAAAGACAAACAAAAUGGCGACAUACUCGGCUACAAGAUUUACUUAUCCGUGCUAACGACUCGGCCGAGCUGGAACAGCUGGAUAACGCGCUGGGGACGGCGAGGGUCCCACUCUCUGCUGUACCUGGACAUGUACACGGAGUACACCAUACAGAUACUGGGGUACAACACGGCUGGAGACGGGCCGCGCAGCCGACCGGUCACCGCGAGGACUCUGACGGGCGUGCCCGGUCCGCCGGGUGACCUGAGUUUCUCCGAGAUCACCAUGACUUCUCUGAAAGUCUCCUGGAGCCCGCCUCAGAGACCAAACGGAGAAAUUCUCGGAUAUCUGGUCAAAUAUGAAACGGCUGUUCCCAACGACGAUUUCAGCAAGCACGUGAAGCAGAAGGUGACGACCACCUACCUCUACGUACAGAACUUGGAAGAGCGCGUGUCCUACGCGUUCUCCGUCCGAGCGCUGACUAUUGACUACGGCGCAGCAGCGAGCAAGAACGUGACAACUGGCCCGCAGCCGGGCUCCCCUGGCUCACCACGUGCGCUGGUGUUGACCAAGGCAGCUGGCUCGGUGUCAUUGUAUUGGGAGAACGGCGUAUCGGGACACGCACCUAUCCAAGGAUACAUCAUCGAGGCGAAACGAGAAGACGACGACAGCUGGCGUCGCGUGGCUCGCACGGACGGCGGACCUCUGGCCGACUUUGUGGUCAGCUACACCAACCUGCUUCCGUCCACCGAGUACCGGUUCCGGCUCAUGGCCUACAACAAGCACGGCGUCAGCUUCCCAGUGGUGUCGCAGCAGCCAGUGGCCACGCCGUCCAAACUCUUCAUGCAAUAUCGUCAGCCGUUCUACCGAACCACCUGGUUCAUGGUAACGCUGGCGGCCGCCUCAGUGGUUAUACUCAUAGCCAUCGUGGCUGUGCUCUGCGUCAAGAGCAAGAGCUACAAGUAUAAAA
This is a messenger RNA of Amphibalanus amphitrite, 6122 nucleotides long. RefSeq names its product protein sidekick-like (gene sdk). Gene Ontology annotation, biological process: cell-cell adhesion. The record is from RefSeq and is a predicted model, not a curated record. NCBI's taxonomy places the organism in Eukaryota, Metazoa, Arthropoda, Thecostraca, Balanomorpha, Balanidae. Gene Ontology annotation, molecular function: protein binding.